AAGCCAGGCACGCGCACGAACACAGACAACUGCUGAGAAGCAAAACAAACCCUGCCGUAGGUUUGACAGAACUAUUCGAGAAUAACAACAACUUCUCAAGGGGAAGAUGCCACGAACGUACAAACGGGCGGAAAAUGCCCGAGGCUAUCAAAAGUACGGCGAAGCGGCACUGCAGAAAUGUCUGAAGGCAAUCCAGAACGGGAUGACCCACCGGAAGGCGUCGGAGAUGUAUGGCAUCCCGCGAACCACAAUCACCAACCGACUUCAGGGGAAAACCGGUGAAAAGGUCGGUGGACGGCGUGCGUUUACCGACGAGGAGGAACAGCUGUUUGUGGACUGUCUGGUCGUGAUGCGAGAUUCGGGACUGGCGGUCAACGAACACGAUCUGCGCUUCGUGGUGAAAAGUUACCUCACGGAGGUGGGCAAAACGGUGCCCCGGUUUGCGGACAAUAAGCCGGGGCCGGAUUGGACCAAGUUGUUUCUCGGGCGGCACCCGGAGCUGGCCUUUUUGGAAACAAACAGGAAAGGCAAGGGAAACAUCCCGGAGGAAACGCUGAGCGCCUGUGUCAGAGAGCUGAUCGAGUCGGCGGAUAUUCCAGGGGUGGAGAUUGCGAUUUCCGACGUGCCGGAAAUUAUGCAGCACUUUUUGGACGUUUAGAUUUUUUUGCGUUUAAGAUAUUGUCUUAAUUUUGGUGUAAUUUAAGUUAUUGACAAGUGAAGAGUGAUUUUAUUAAUAAAAAUGUAAAUAAUGAAAACCA
Culex quinquefasciatus (southern house mosquito) is the source of this 758-nucleotide messenger RNA. RefSeq lists its product as uncharacterized. The record is from RefSeq and is a predicted model, not a curated record. NCBI's taxonomy places the organism in Eukaryota, Metazoa, Arthropoda, Insecta, Diptera, Culicidae. Gene Ontology annotation, molecular function: DNA binding. The coding region runs from base 107 to 658 and encodes 183 amino acids. The transcript is spliced from 2 exons.